UUUUCAUAUAUAUAUAAAAUACGAACAAAUUAUUGAUUUUUUCUCUACGGUACAAUGGAUCUCAUUUUAUCCGUACUUAGUUGUGCUUUAAUCCUAGCAUUUAAAAUUCCGCUAGUCAUUCUUGCAUAUUUUACGUUUUACUUCUUUAAAAAAGGACAUAAAUCACCAAAUUUAUUUCAACGUAUAUCAGCGACCAUCUUCAAAACUUUUCAAUUAUAUUUACCCCUAUGGCUGAUAAGAAAAUUAUAUAACUCAUGUGGAACAUUGAAAAUAAUCUCUCAUGAACAAAAAAAGCAUUGGGUAAAGAAAUUGGAUGCAAGUAAUGAAAAAAACGGAUGGGAAGGAUAUUUAAUUGCUGAUGAUGUUGAACAUUCAGAAAUAGGAAAGGAUGUUGAUAUGAUUAUUUUAUACGCUCAUGGUGGAGGAUACGUUUGCGGUAACGCUUUAAUAUUCUUAUCUACGUUCAUCGAUUGGAUUAAAGCAUGGAAAUUAAGUUAUGGUGCUAGAACACAAAUCUUGUCUCUAGAAUACAGAUUAGCUCCUGAGUAUUCAUUCCCAGCUUCUAGAGAAAAUUUGGUGGCGUGCUAUCAAUGGCUUGUUAAUGAAAAGAAAAUUAGCCCAUCUAAAAUUACUUUUGCUGGUGAUAGUGCGGGUGGAAAUUUGGUUGUAACUAGUGCUAUACAUCUUGUCAAUCAAUUACACGUAGUUCCUCCAGCCGCUCUUCUUUUAAUAUCUCCUUGCGUAAACGGAUUAACAAGUGCCCAAUCGUUUAUCAGCAAUGAUUCAUUUGAUUGCAUAAAUAUUACUUGGUUCCACCAUUGUCUAGAAUUGUAUCUAGGCGACUCAAAUCUUCCUCCAACUUGUCCAAUGAUUUCUCCUAUAUUCGAAAAUAAACUUUCAGGCUUACCGAAAGUAUGGGCUUGUGUAGGAAGUUAUGAAGUCUUUUUAGACGACGUUAAAUUAUUUAUUGAAAAACUAUUGUCAAAUAACGUAAAAGCAGAAUUGACAAUAGAAGAUGCCAAUAUUCAUGCUUACGCUGUGGAAAAACUAUUAAGUAGAAAUGGUGCUUAUGAUAAUACCAUCAAACGCAUUGGAGAGUUUUUGUAUGGUGAAAAUAUUAAUUAAGUAAUUUCAAGUCUUAAAAAAUUUGCAACGUUGCAAUGUGAAAAAGUAAAUUAAGUAUGUUUCAUAUGAAUGAUAUCUUAAAUUAAAAAAAAAAAAAAUAUUUUUUUUACCAUGUUCUCGAAAAUAUUCUUUAAUAGUUGAAUUUUUUUUUUAUAUUUCUUAAUGACUUGAUUUUGUUUAUAAAGAA
Messenger RNA from Rhizophagus irregularis DAOM 181602=DAOM 197198, 1312 nucleotides. RefSeq lists its product as uncharacterized. The record is from RefSeq and is a predicted model, not a curated record. Gene Ontology annotation, molecular function: lipase activity. Lineage: Eukaryota; Fungi; Glomeromycota; Glomeromycetes; Glomerales; Glomeraceae.